UGUGUGUGCGCGUGUGUGUGUGCAGACCCUCCCUCUCCUGAAUAAGGUUUAAUUCAGAUUUCAGGGCACACACAGAGUAGCAGCAUCACCAGAAAGCAGUGUGUGAGUCAAUUCCACACACACACACACACACACACACACACACACACACUCACACACACACACACACACACACACACAUACAGAGAACAAGCUGAAAUGAUGCCGGUGUGAGUGUCAUGGAGGAGAAAGACAGGAGGAAGAACAUGGACAAGUCUCUGAUGCAGCGUCUGCUCAGCUCAAAGAAAAGUGCAAGAAUCCACCCGACUGCGGUGAUGCUAAAAUACGGCUCCCAUUUACCCCGACAUGGAGAUGAGAGCUACGACGAUGCUCCGUCCUUUGAGGAUUUUGGUGCCUUUCUAGCGGAGACGUCUGACAGCAAAUCACACAGAACUGUGUUUAACCUUCAGUCUGAAUCGAGAUCGAGAGUGUCUAAAGGGGUCAGAGGUCAGCUGCAAAGCUUCAGUGAGGCCAGCGUGUUCUCGUCACGUGUGAUGUGGGCAGUGCUCUUUGGUGCAGCACUGGCUCAUGGAUGUGUCUCGCUCCUGACACGUUUAGCUGCAGAUUUAUCCCACAUCCCGUCUCUGGAGCUUCUCUUUGUCCGCUCUGUCCUCCAGGUUCUGUCCAUCGCUGUCGUUCUUUACCACAAGGAGGCGCCUUUUGGGCCGCGAGGCUGCAGGCUGCAUCUAUUCUCCUAUGGAAUAUUUAAUGUCAUCUCCAUCUCCUGUGCAUACACGUCCUUCGCACUAGUUCCUCCUGCUAACGGCGCUAUCGUGUGGAGAGCGAGCGCGACAGUGUUCAGUGCCAUCUUGUCCUUCCUGCUCGUUGAAGAGCGACUUGGUGUGACGGACAUUAUCUCUGUCUCCUGCGGUGUCUUUGGGCUCGGCUUCAUCCUGAUCCCCAACCUCGCUAGUGAGGAAAAUCCACUUGGGUUCUGGAAGGAGGCAUUUGGUUACGUCCUGAUGGUUUUGGCAGGACUGAUGGCGGCACUCUCCAUGAUUUUAUACAGGUGUGUGAAGCAGCAGGUGAGCGUGUGGACAGCACUGUUUACUUUUGGAUGGAUGGGUUCUCUCUGGUCCUGCUGCUCCAUGUUCCUCCUGCAGGAACCCGUCAUUCCACGUGAUGCAGAGACCUGGAUCUUCCUCAUAUCCAUCUGCUUCUGCUCCACCAUCUCCUUCCUGGGGGUUUAUUACGGCCUGCAGCGCCUCCACCCUGCGCUAGUCAGCACGGUGCAGCACCUGGAGCUCGUGGUGGCGAUGGUUCUGCAGCUGGUCGUGUUGCACAUGCUCCCAUCCGUCUGUGACAUCAUCGGCGCCACCGUCAUCGUCGCCAGCGUCCUAGCGCUGGGCCUCGUCAAAGUCCUCUGUGGUGGAAAGCGUGAGAUGGAGGAAUAUAAAGAAAUCCUGGACUCAUCCAUAAAAUAAGACUGAGGACUGUGCAUGAGAGGAGAAACGAUUUAUGAUUUAUACUUCGUCUUGUGUAAAAUUAGAACAUUAAUUAUCCUCAUAAAACAACCAUUUUGUAUUAUUAUUCAAUUGAGUUCAUGGAUAAACUGUUGUGUAUAAUGUACAAAAUAUACAAAAGAAGAAUUCUAGUAUUAAAAGCAUCCAAAAUAAUCUAAAUAAAAUCUGAGCAGGAAUCAUUUGUAAACUAUAAAUAUUAAUGAGGGGGUUCAAUUCCCACCUCCGCCUUGUGUGUGUGGAGUUUGCAUGUUCUCCCCGUGCAUCGGGGGUUUCCUCCGGGUACUCCGGUUUC
This is a messenger RNA of Tachysurus fulvidraco (yellow catfish), 1794 nucleotides long. It is a transcript of the gene slc35g2a, whose product is annotated as solute carrier family 35 member G2a. The transcript has 4 exons. Lineage: Eukaryota; Metazoa; Chordata; Actinopteri; Siluriformes; Bagridae. The record is from RefSeq and is a predicted model, not a curated record. Gene Ontology annotation, cellular component: membrane. Bases 219 to 1463 code for a protein of 414 amino acids.